Glarea lozoyensis ATCC 20868 is the source of this 759-nucleotide messenger RNA. Its product is annotated as Glutathione S-transferase (GST), C-terminal. The record is from RefSeq and is a predicted model, not a curated record. The transcript is spliced from 4 exons. The coding region runs from base 1 to 759 and encodes 252 amino acids. Lineage: Eukaryota; Fungi; Ascomycota; Leotiomycetes; Helotiales; Helotiaceae.
AUGGCUAGAACUCCAGAUAUUCACCUUUACACCACCCAAACUCCUAAUGGCAUCAAGAUAUCCAUCACUCUCGAGGAGCUUGGAUUGCCGUAUAAAGUCACGAAAAUCGACAUCACAAAGGAUACCCAGAAAGAGCCAUGGUUUCUAGCAAUCAACCCCAACGGACGGAUUCCAGCGUUGACGGACACUUUCAAGGACGGAAAGCAGAUCAACCUUUUCGAGUCCGGUGGUAUUCAGCAGUAUCUUGUCGAUGAGUACGACACCGACUAUAAGAUUUCCUAUCCGAAAGGAACAAGAGAAUACUAUGAAAUGAUCAACUGGCUUUUCUUUUUGAAUGCCGGAGUUGGUCCUAUGCAGGGACAAGCAAACCACUUCUCGAGAUAUGCUCCAGAGCACAUUGAAUACGGUGUCAAGCGCUACACAAACGAGACGCGCCGUCUUUAUGGUGUCUUAAACACUCACCUUGAGAAGUCAACUUCGGGCUACUUGGUCGGAGAUAAGUGUACUAUCGCAGAUAUUGCACAUUGGGGCUGGGUUGCUUCUGCCGGAUGGGCUGGUGUCGAAAUCAAUGAAUUUCCUGCCUUGAAGAAGUGGGAAGAACAAAUGGCCGCCCGCCCUGCCCUCGAGAAAGGUCGCCACGUGCCAUCUCCCCACACUAUCAAAGAGACCUUGAAGGAUCCAGAGAAGAUGAAGGCGAUUGCAGAGUCAAGCAAGGCGUGGAUCCAAUCCGGCAUGGCUGCCGAUGCUAAGAAGAAAUGA